This is a messenger RNA of Exaiptasia diaphana, 3647 nucleotides long. RefSeq names its product hyaluronan mediated motility receptor. The record is from RefSeq and is a predicted model, not a curated record. Bases 175 to 1902 code for a protein of 575 amino acids. The transcript has 20 exons. Gene Ontology annotation, cellular component: membrane. Gene Ontology annotation, molecular function: hyaluronic acid binding. NCBI's taxonomy places the organism in Eukaryota, Metazoa, Cnidaria, Anthozoa, Actiniaria, Aiptasiidae.
GCUGGUGCUCAAACGAACCAGUAGCUAACGGAUUAACUGAAUUUGUGCUGAASCAAGGCGGUAAACUGUGGAGAUAUCAGGCUUUCUUUGACCAAAAUAAAAGUCAUUUAUAGGCAUCUUGUAAGUGAGUGAACGGAAUUUGUUAAAGCUAUUUAAUUUAAAGCCGUGAAGAAGAUGUUUUCAAAGUCUAAGCGUUUUCGAAGUCCAGUCACCCAUGCCCCUGCUGUAGGCAGCUAUGAUGUUAAUGCUCAGACCAAAAAUGCAGGAACCAUGAUAUUUGGUAAAAGUAAGAGAUUUUUGCAAUCAAAAGAAAAUAUCCCUGGACCUUGUGACACAAGUGUAUUUCUAGAUCUGAGUACUUGCAGUGGUUCAAGUUUUAGCAGUAAUAUCAGAAGUACCCCAAGAUGCAAUUCUAAUAAUAGGGAUAAGAUCAAUGAUCUUGAAAGAACUAUUGACAAUCUCAAAGAGGAGCUAAAUUACCUCAGGGAGCAAAAUCUACAAUUAACAACAGAACGGGUGCAGAAUCAAGGAUUGUCCUCAUUUUCUCAGGAAACACAAACUGAAACUAUUGAUACUGAUAGUAAACUGGAAGAAAUGAAGAAAGAGCUAGAAAAACUCAAAAUUGUACAUAAAUGUGACUUAGAAAACAUCAAAGCAAACUGUGAUCUAGAGAUCGCUAGAAAUAUGGCCUUUAAAUCAAGGAUCGARGUUUUAGAAAGGAGUAACCAAGAACUGUGCAAUGAUCGUGACCAAGUAGAAGAUUACAAUAGAAGACUUCAAGCAACAAAGAGUGAUCUAACAAGAGAACAUUUAGAAUUAUCUGAGAAACUAGAGAAAAAGGAUGAAGAGUUGCUAGCUCUUGAAGAACAAUUGAAACACUCAAUAUCUACAGCAGAGAAAGAAAUUGCCAAUCGAAGAACUGAAUUUGAUGCAAUGAUUACCAAACUUGCUGAUAUGACCAAAAAACUGGAUAUCAAAGACAAAGAUAUUGUUGUAAUGAAAGAAGAAGUGAAACUUAGUGAAGAUAAAGCAAAAAAAGAGAUUGAAUCCUUGAAAGGUCUUCUUGACGAAGAAGUAAUAAGGAGAAAAGCUCAUGAAGAGAAGUCCACUGUGUGUGAGGAAAACUUAAAAAAUGCAUUAAAAACUGUGRACUCCCUUAAUAGAUUAAAAGAAGAAUUGGAAAARAAAUCUCAGCAAUUAGAAGAAAAUAUUGUAAUUCUAGGACAAAGUAACCAGGACCUAUCAACUAACCAUGAAGAAGAGAAAAAACAAUCACAGGAAUUAAUCAGAAGACUUCAAAGAGAAAAGAUGGAGUUAUCCAAUAAAUUAGAUCUCAAAAUAGUGAAAAUAAAAGCUCAUGAGGAGAAGUAUGCUGAAUGUAUAAAACACUAUGAAGAAAACAUUUCAAAUCUUACCAAAACUGCACAAGACCUCCGUACUACAAACUCAGAUUUGGAAAGGAAAGURCAUGAUUUGGAAGAAAUAAUUCAUGAGUUCAGUUUAAAAGAGCAUGAUGGAGAUAGUCUAAAGAUAAAUGAUGAAGAAAUACAAAAGUGGAAAAUGAAGUAUGAAGAGCUUCAGGAAAAAGUUGAGCCAUUCAAGGAACAGCUGGAUGCUUUUGAAGCAGAAAAGAAUUUCCUUUUAAGCAAGCACAGUGAAGUUCAAAAUGAGGUGUCAACGCUAAGUGCCCAGUAUGCCAAGCUGCUGGGCCACCAAAAUCAAAAGCAGAAAAUCCAUCAUGUACUCAAACUCAAACAAGAAAAUAUUGAUCUUAAGUCUGAACUUUUUAAAUUGCGUGAGCAAUGCGAGAAACAAAAGCGAAGCAUUAAACAACAAGGCAAGGUCUCUACAGUCAAGAAAAAGUUCAGUCCUGAGGACGCUUUUGCUCCUGCUAGGAAGUGAGCAGUGAAAGACUAAACUAGUUGAAUGAUAAUUGCCAUCAUCUCAGAUCACAACAAUACAUCCAAAGCUUGUUUCAAUUAUAUUCAUUUUAAUGUUCAAAAAUGUUCAUUUUGUAAUCAUUUUCGAUAACACUGGAAAACAUCGCGCAGGUUGUAAAUUUUUCCAAAAUGAUGUAAAUUUGAUGUUAACCAUUUACAUUAAAUUUACAUCAAAUGUACAUCAUUUUUGACAUUUACAUAAUAUUUACACCAAAUUUACAACCUUUUUAAAGUGAGCCAUUUUUUCCAGCGUAACUAGUGUAAAUAUUUCUUAUCUAACAUCUAUGCAUGUAUCUAUGUAAUAUAUUAAUUUUAAAGUAACAAAUUAAAAUUUGUUUAAUUUCUGCUCUUUCGAUUUUAGGAACUGACAUGAUAAUGAUGACUAAGGGGGGUCACUAAGUUUUGAAAACUCUUUAUACUCUUCCGACACCCUGAGAGAUGCAGAAAAAUUGGCACGCUAAAAGAUUCUUAAUAACGAAUUUUUACCUCUAAGAGAUCCGAGCAUCCCUGGUACUUUUACCCCGGAGUCUAGGAUUCAGCAAAUCAAUUUCAGUUUUGAUAACGUUCGAAUUCAUAGCAUGUUUUAUCACAGCUCUUGUGCUCUUUUCCAAUUCGCAGGGCAUUGUAGUGACUCAUUUUUAUCGCUUUGACGCAUAUUUUUCCCAGUCAAUUAAAUUUUGCAUUAUGUUUUAGCCUCGUUUCCAUGCAAUCUACCCCUAAGUGCAAGAAUCACUUAUUURAUAAGAUCAAAUGCUUGUUGUACAUGCACACUUCACAUUUUUCAUAAUUAUGUACUUCUGGAAGACGGCGAGUAAAAUGGUUAAUGUUCAUUUUCUCAUCAUGUAAUGAACAUUUUAGACUGAAAUCAAAAGCACAUAGAAGUCUGAUGACUUGUUAUUUGAAAGAAAAUUGUCCUUUUCUGUUAUUUUUCGGGGAAAUAKGUCAAAAUCAUAUAUGUCACGUGACUGUUGUUUUAUACUUUUUCACAGACUGAUCCCGCGUAGUCUCCUUCGCAGCCUCCCCUUCUGUCGGGCUUGGACAGGAAGACCAACAAAAGGGGAGGCUGCGAUGGAGACUAGAUCCCGCGAGGUUAUCUGCAUUUGCUAAGUAUUAAGAGAUGAUAAAAGCGUGCGAAUUUCUUUUCUUUCUMCCAAGCAAUAGUUGGGCGGCCUAUGCCUUACAGCGCCUUGACAAUAUUUAGCGCGAAAUACACUUUAUUCCGGUUCUGGUUCAGCCAAUCAGAGCACAAUUAACAAUUGAAGUACGAGAUUUCAUAAGUCACGGCGAAACAGAGUAUUGGAAGUAAUGCUUACKGUUUACAAGCCAAAAAAAACGUGUUGCGAUGCAUAUACACYGAUUGGAUUAUUUUUUGUCUAAAUAAAACAGCAUUUUCUUUCUGAUUACCGUUUCCAGGCCAAGAACUUGCGGCACGCUUCCAGUGUUAGCACUAAUCAUUACAUUUUGCUUUAUAGUAGACUUAAGUUUUCGUAUACAACUCAAAACAAGCGUUUUCGAUUUUUUAACAAGCUGAAAACAUUUUCAAGGAGAGGGUGUUUUAUUGACUACACAUUUUCACUUCUUAAAUAGCCAUGAUUUAUAAGCCCAUGUGCARUGGCUUUACGUUCCCAUAGCAAUGUUUGUUUCUAGUUGACUUUUUUUAAUCACACUUAAAAUAACACGACAACUGAUAAUUCAGGGCACCUUAGA